Messenger RNA from Parasteatoda tepidariorum (common house spider), 2281 nucleotides. RefSeq names its product beta-galactoside-a-2,6-sialyltransferase (gene SiaT). Gene Ontology annotation, biological process: sialylation. Gene Ontology annotation, molecular function: beta-galactoside alpha-2,6-sialyltransferase activity. Gene Ontology annotation, cellular component: Golgi apparatus. Lineage: Eukaryota; Metazoa; Arthropoda; Arachnida; Araneae; Theridiidae. The record is from RefSeq and is a predicted model, not a curated record.
CGCAGGAAACGUACUAAGUAAAUAAACUAAGCAAAUCAAAAUAGAAAGUGAUGUUGUUUACUCUUUGGACAUGGUUAUAAAAUUCUUAAUAUGAUGCUAAAUUACUGUCUCUUGUCAAGAAGUCAAUUUUAAUGAACUGAAAACUGAUUUUUUUUAUGAAUUAAAAAAAAAACAAAAUUAUGUUAUUUUCAAUGUAAUUUUUUUUACAAAUUGUUUAUUCUUAACUGUGAAAUCGAAGAAUUGCUUAUAAAAUAUCAGCUUCAGUGAAAGUUAAUUGUAUUGAAUUUAUGUAAAUUCCUUUGGUUAGCACUUUAAUAUUUUGUUAACAUUUUGUUCUGAUAGAUAUAGAAUUUAUUUCAAAGACUUAAACUUUGAAAACACCGUUUGAAUUUGAACGCAAAGCUUUUUGUUAACGUAUAAAAAAGAAAGUGAUCAAUUUUUUUUCGAUCAUAUUGAGUUUUACAAAUUGUUCUUACCUUUAUUUUUCGGGAUCUAGAUUUCAAAAUUCAAUCAAGAAUGGCAUUACGUCUACUAGUUGCACUGUGAAAUGUGACUGAACUAUUUGGUGUAAAGGAAAUUUGGUUUAUGACAAGGUUUUGGAAACUAUGUGAAAAACUCCAUAAUUAUAAAAAAUUGUAGUGUUUCUCUUACUCUUUUAAUCAACAAGGGCUAAGAUUCUAAAAGUAUCCUUGCUAUAGAGAAAACCAAUUUUCCCAACACAUUAUUCAAUGGAGCUAUUUUGUAAGGUAACAACACCCUGUUAAAGGCUUAAUCUUUCCCAAAAUCAUUGAAAAGGAUGAAGAUACCAUUUAUUGCCAUUAGUAUAUCUAUGUUUAUUUGCAUGACAAUUUUUGGCGUCAUUGGUUAUGCUUAUGUCUUAUGGAGUCAAUACUGGAGAACUGCUUUAGAAAAGAAACAAAUGAUUUUGCACAGUGCUCGUUAUAUUCAGCAAACUGCUUUGCAUCAAACACAUGGUUCUAAAAUAGAAUUUUCGCAGUUGAGAGGGAAUGCUUCUAAUGAGGCUAUGAUGGAUAUAUUAAGCAGUAAAAUCCAUACUUAUAAAAAUCAGCUGUUAGUUCAAUUACGUAAAGCUCAAUUAGCUGCUGGAAAUGUAUUAUUUCAUAAAGACAAGCAUGAACAUAAUUUCUAUAAAGUAAAAUUUAAAAGGAAAAAUGGAAGAUAUUCUAAAAAAAGUCAACACGAAUUAAUUUGUGAUUUAAAAGAAAAAGUGACCAUGAGAAUGUUGGAUAAAAAUAUUGAACCAUUCAAAAAGUUAGGUUAUGAUAAAUAUUUUCCUUUGAAAUCACUUUAUGAAACUUUUCAAAAGCAUAAUACUUGUGCCAUUGUAUCAAGUGCUGGAUCAAUGUACAAAUCGAAGUUAGGAAAAGAAAUAGAUUCGCAUGAUAUUGUUUUACGUUUUAAUAGUGCUCCAACCGAAGGCUUUGAAGAAGAUGUUGGAUCAAAAACAACUAUAAGAUUUUUAAAUUCUCAAGUUGUUUCAAAACCAGAGUUUGAUUUUUUGAAUUCUCCUCUGUAUCAAAAUAUAACUUUGAUUGUGUGGGAUCCUUCAAAAUAUCAUGGCUCUCUUGAAGAGUGGUACAAAAAGCCAGAUUUUGAUCUAUUUUCUUCAUAUUGGCUGCAUAGGCAGAUUUAUCCAGAUCAACAGUUUUAUAUAUUGCAUCCUGAUGCCUUAUGGGCUGCUUGGGACUUCAUCCAGUCAAAUACUGCUGUUCACAUUGAGCCAAACCCACCAUCUUCAGGUUUUUUAGGUCUAACUCUCCUUUUAAACAUGUGUAACAUUGUUGAUGUUUAUGAAUAUGUUCCUUCCAUGCGAUUUACAAAACGUUGUCACUAUUUUGAUGUUCAUGAUGACAUUGGCUGUACUUUAGGAGAUUGGCAUCCUCUCUCAUCUGAAAAACUAAUUACUUUGUCUUUAAAUGAAGGAUCUGAUCGGGACAUAUUUGUGACUGGAAAAAUUGUUCUAGCUGGAUAUAGAUUGCAAAACUGUUAAGAUAUCGAGAAUUCUUCCAAGUUGAUUGAUUAUUUCUAAGCAUUUCCUUUUGUGUACUUAAUUUACAAGAUAACAGUGUGGAUAACUUUGGUAAAAGUUAUUCAGACUGAUUAUAUGUGCCACAAAGUCUGAAAUCAACCUGUGUGUGUGUAUCCAGUAUGCCAAAAAAAGAAAAAGACCUGUUAAAAUGAAUUGAUGUACUUCUAAACAUUUAAUUUAUUUCUUGUUUAAAAUUAUGAUUUUAAUAAAAUCUUAUGAAACUUAAAAACA